AAGCUUAGCUUUUCUUGUUGUACUAAUUGUUCAUCUGUUUCUUUACUUUUGGGCGCUAUCAUCUUUGUUUGGAUGAGAAUGUUCUGUUUAUGCUUGGACCAAUGUUGUGGUUUUGGUUGUGCCAUUUGUUCCAUAAUAAAUAUUGUUAAACUGGCUGUUGACUUAGUUGAUAGAAUCCCUUUUGCCUGAUUUACACAAUCAAACGAAAGGUAUGCAAAAACUUGACUUAACAAGAUUUAAUUCUGUUCCUCUACUGGAAGCGUGUAUUUAAACUGGAGCAAUUUUCUAUUCUUUAUGCUAAUGAAGUGCUUCUGUCAUUAGAAUUACCUUUAUUACUUGGUUCAUCUUAAUUGUAAAUCUCAGCAAGCUUUUAUUGUCUCCUAAUGAAACGUCUUGAACAUUCUGAUGCUUCUUGAUUUUCUCAAAUUGUGUAUUGGCUUUGUUUAAAGAAUUCCUCUUGCCUUGUGUAGACGGUAGAAAGAAAAGUAUGCAGAAACUUGAAUUAACAAGAUUUAGCUUUGUUUAUUGACUGGAUGGCUGCAUAGUAUGGCGAUGGAUGCACAAGUUUCAGAGGAUGGACAUGUGAUUGAGAUAGAUGCUGAUAGGCCGGCUGUAGAAAAAGGCAUCGUUGCCAGUAAAGUUUGUGAGGGAGCACCAUGUGGAUUAUCAGAUGCCAAAACGAGUUCAGAACGUUCAGUGUCCAUGAAAAAGCUUUGGAUUGCAGUUGUACUCUGCAUUGUUUUCAUGAGUGUUGAGGUUGUUGGAGGCGUUAAAGCCAACAGCCUUGCAAUUCUGACUGAUGCUGCUCAUCUGCUAUCAGAUGUUGCUGCUUUUGCAAUAUCUUUGUUUUCUAUUUGGGCGUCUGGAUGGGAAGCUAAUCCACGCCAAUCUUAUGGGUUUUUCCGCAUAGAAAUUUUGGGGGCAUUGGUCUCUAUCCAGAUGAUAUGGCUUCUUGCUGGUAUCCUCGUUUAUGAAGCCAUUGCCAGACUCAUCCAUGAUACUGGUGAAGUUCAGGGCUUCCUCAUGUUUUUGGUGUCUGCUUUUGGCUUAGUAGUGAACAUCAUCAUGGCUCUUGUGCUUGGACAUGAUCAUGCACAUCAUGGACAUAGCCACGCUCACAAUCACGGACAUCAUGGACAUGGCCAUGCUCACAGUCACGGACAUCAUGGACAUGAGGGUCAUAGUGAUGACGAUGGGGAGAAGGAAAAUGAGCAUACGCAUACUCAUGGGGUGAGCACAGCUGGGCAUCACCACCAUCAUGAGGGACAUAGUGAGCAUCCUCAUGCACAUGAAUCAGAUCACACUGAGCCUCUCCUUGAAAAGAGUUGCUCGGAGAGUCAACACAAGUCAAACAGUGGACAUAAAAAGAAGCAACGGAACAUCAAUAUCCAGGGGGCUUACCUUCACGUACUAGGUGACUCAAUUCAAAGCAUUGGGGUGAUGAUUGGUGGAGCAAUUAUAUGGUAUAAGCCAGAAUGGAAAAUUGUUGAUCUGAUUUGCACACUUGUUUUUUCUGUAAUCGUGCUGGGAACCACUAUAAAGAUGUUGCGCAAUAUCCUUGAGGUUCUUAUGGAGAGCACGCCUCGAGAAAUUGAUGCUACCAGAAUUGAAAAAGGUCUUUGCGAGAUGGAUGAGGUUGUUGCAAUCCAUGAAUUGCAUAUAUGGGCAAUCACGGUUGGGAAAGUGUCAUUGGCUUGCCAUGUGAAGAUUAAACCUGAUGCUGAUGCUGAUUUGGUGCUGGACAAAGUUGUUGUCUAUAUUAGGAGGGAAUAUAACAUCAGUCAUGUGACAAUCCAAAUUGAAAGAGAGUUCAAUUAAAGGGUAUGAUGUGGUUUAAGCCUUGGUGUUGCAUUUUCCUGGGACAGGCAAACUUCUUUCAAAGAUUGUCAUUUCUUUUCUAGCAACAGAGAGAUGACUUUCUUGCCGAUUUGGCUGCAUUUUUUGUAACUAUUUUACCCUUUUUACCCUUUUUCUUUUCUUUUCCUUGUGUUCUUGGUUUAUGUUGAGAUGUAACUUGGAUAAUGGCCAUCUAGGAAAUGCCAAAUUUGGAGGUCUUGGCCUCUUAGGACUACUUCCUUUCCCUGGAGUGGAUGAGCAAAAGAUGCCCAUCGACAAUGCAAUACAGGGCUACGAGUCUUAGAGAAUUUAGCCUCCACCGUUGCUCUGCAGAUGAAUUGAUGCCAUUCACCUUUGAUUAUCAGUCGUACUUUAUCCUAAGAUUUGCUGUGACUGAUAUCCAGAAAGUGAAGAAGACCAUAUUGAAGCAACAAGAAAUAGGUGGAACUGCAAUGUUUUAACUCUGCCUUAAGGGUUAUCUUGCUUACGUUUGGACGCACAAUUUGGUAUAAUUGGGCAGACCCUGAUUGAUUAUAUCAAAUCUAUUGUCAGCAAUGGGUGAAAUAUAGGCUUAAUGGAGGCAAAAUCGAGCCUUUUUAGCUACAAAUCUGCUCGUGUAGAUAACUGUUUAACAGUGUGUUAGUGUUAUUUUUGUAUCCUACCAGUACUAGAUAACUUUUUACAGUGUUAUGUGUUACUUUUGUAUCCUACCAGUACAAGUAAAGCAUAACUGUUAAUUUGUGCCGGCAA
Coffea arabica (coffee) is the source of this 2586-nucleotide messenger RNA. RefSeq names its product metal tolerance protein 1. Gene Ontology annotation, molecular function: zinc ion transmembrane transporter activity. Lineage: Eukaryota; Viridiplantae; Streptophyta; Magnoliopsida; Gentianales; Rubiaceae. The record is from RefSeq and is a predicted model, not a curated record. Gene Ontology annotation, biological process: zinc ion transmembrane transport. Gene Ontology annotation, cellular component: vacuole; plasma membrane.